AUGCGUGAACCAUUCUCCGAGUUCUUUGGCGUCCUGAUCCUCGUCCUAUUUGGCGACGGAUCUGUCGCCCAAGUGGUGCUUGGAAAAGGCGCCAAGGGAGACUGGAACAAUAUCAACUGGGGAUGGGCACUAGGGGUCAUGCUUGGUGUUUACUGCGGCGGCGUCUCAGGCGCCCAUUUGAAUCCUGCCGUUACUCUCGCCAAUUGCAUCUUCCGCAAGUUUCCGUGGAAGAAGCUUCCAGUAUAUGCUCUCGCUCAACUUCUAGGAGCCAUGGCCGCGUCACUUAUUGUUUACGGAAACUACAAAUCCGCGAUCGACGUGUUCGAGGGUGGACAAGGUAUACGGACUGUUGGCCUGGAUACGUCUACUGCAGGCAUCUUUUGCACAUAUCCAGCUCCAUUCUUAACCAAGACGGGGCAAUUCUUUGACGAGUGUAUCGGCAGCUCUAUUUUAAUGUUCUGUCUCUAUGCUCUGCUAGACGAUGGAAACAUUGGUGCUGGAAAUCUGACCCCGCUUGGCCUGUUCUUUGUCAUCUACGGGAUUGGAGCCUGCUUUGGCUCCAACACUGGCUAUGCAAUCAACCCUGCAAGAGAUUUGGGCCCCCGGAUUAUGUCUCAUGCAGUUGGUUAUGGACACCAAGUCUGGACGGCAGGAGACUAUUACUUCUGGGUUCCCGUCAUCGCGCCAUUCUUGGGCUGUACAUUCGGCGGCUUUCUCUACGAUACUUUUAUAUAUACCGGUGACAGUCCCAUCAAUGCCCCAUAUAUGGGUUUCACGAGAUUCAUGGGUGUUCAUGCCAAAGCGAGGAGAACAGCAAUGGUCUGA
Molecule: messenger RNA, 825 nt
Organism: Trichoderma harzianum CBS 226.95
Lineage: Eukaryota; Fungi; Ascomycota; Sordariomycetes; Hypocreales; Hypocreaceae
Exons: 3
Coding region: 1-825 (274 amino acids)
Biological process (GO): water transport; glycerol transmembrane transport
Cellular component (GO): plasma membrane
Molecular function (GO): water channel activity; glycerol channel activity
Source: RefSeq, a predicted model, not a curated record